ACGCACUGGAGUCCCACGUGUUAACAUAGCAUCAUAGAAAGGCCGGGUUGAAACGGUAGUGCACGUUUGACGGUGUGUUUUUGUACAAUAUUCAAUAUGUCGUCUUUUAGAAAAGCUUUGAAAUCCAACCAGCGGAAUCACAAAGAGAGAUCUCAGCCUAGUUUCAGAAAGCACUUGGGAUUCUUGGAAAAGAAGAAAGAUUACAAGCUACGAGCCGAUGACUACCACAAAAAGCAGAACACGCUUAAUGCACUGCAGAAGAAGGCUCUCAAUAAGAACCCUGAUGAGUUCUACUUCAAGAUGACGAGUACGCAACUACAGGAUGGAGUUCAAGUUCUGAGGCAUCCCGAGGAGGAAUUGACGGAGGAACAGAAGAAGGUGAUGAGAACCCAGGACAUGAAAUAUGUGGAGAUGAAGAGGGUGGCAGAAGCCAAGAAAAUUGAAAGACUGAAAUCAGAGCUCCACCUACUGGAUGCUGAAGGCAAAAUGCAAAACAAUCACACCUUCUUUGUAGACUCAAAAAAAGAAGUCGAAGAGUUUGACUUGGCCAGCCAUCUGAACACGGCACCAGAGCUCGUGGAUCGAGUGUACAACAGGCCAACCACGGACAUGCUACAGAAAAACAUAAUCAAGGGGGCCACGCGGGCUGCCGAUUUGAAGAAACUGGCCAGGCAGAGAAGACACCAGUACAAACUGCUGUCGGAGCGCAUUGUCAGAGAGAAGAAGAUGUUUGUGAUAGCACAGAAGAUUCAGACUCGCAAAGACCUGAUGGACAAGACCAACAAAGUAAAGGUGAAGAAUGAAACUGUAAAUUCCCCAGCUAUUUACAAAUUCCAGGCUAAAAGGAAACGGUGAAAAGUCAAAAUAUGCAGCUUGUUGUAACAGCCAGAACACGCCAAGGGAUGUACUGCCACGGGACUUUUACAUUUAAUAUGAAUGACCACAGUUUUGUAUUUUGGCUCAGAAAGUUUUACAUUUACCUUUGAGUACAGAUUCUGAAACAAACUCUGGGAGUCAAAUUGGUGCCACUUAGGAAGUAAACUGUUUUGCAUCAUGAUAUUGUGAUUUCAGAAAUCUUGUUUUAAGUAUUAGUAUAUAAAUAAAAGGGUUUGAGUUUUUAUGCUCA
Messenger RNA from Lepisosteus oculatus (spotted gar), 1126 nucleotides. It is a transcript of the gene utp11, whose product is annotated as UTP11 small subunit processome component. NCBI's taxonomy places the organism in Eukaryota, Metazoa, Chordata, Actinopteri, Semionotiformes, Lepisosteidae. Gene Ontology annotation, biological process: rRNA processing. The record is from RefSeq and is a predicted model, not a curated record. Gene Ontology annotation, cellular component: nucleolus; small-subunit processome.